Molecule: messenger RNA, 4066 nt
Organism: Pyricularia grisea
Lineage: Eukaryota; Fungi; Ascomycota; Sordariomycetes; Magnaporthales; Pyriculariaceae
Exons: 5
Coding region: 1-2991 (996 amino acids)
Biological process (GO): peptidyl-threonine phosphorylation; peptidyl-serine phosphorylation
Cellular component (GO): nucleus; cytoplasm
Molecular function (GO): ATP binding; protein tyrosine kinase activity; protein serine/threonine kinase activity
Source: RefSeq, a predicted model, not a curated record
AUGGAACAGUGGCAGUCACCAUACUCGGACGCUGCUGGCGCGUCUCGACGUUACAACAGCGGCGCCAGCAACAGCAACAGCGUCGGCCAGGGCCACAACCAUUUGUCGCGGGACUUCAAUGGUCAGCAGCAACAGCACCUGAACCAACAACCACACCAUCAACAACAGCAGCAGCAGCAGCACCAUACGCCACAGCCGCCCAUCGCAUUCAAGUACGAUCAGUACCCGAGCUCGCAACAGUCGCAGAUUUACCACCAGCAACAACAGCAGCAUCACCACAACCAGCAGCAACAGCAACAGCACCCGCACCAACAACAACAACAACAACAUCAUCAUCAUCACAUUCCGAGUCUCAAUACUGCCACCUCGCCAAUUGCUACGCCGCAGAUACGAGACGGCAACGGCGACGUCCCCAUGUCGGAUGCUCACGAUCAAUACUCUGGCAUGAAGUAUCCAAUGCGGCCCCACCACCAAGCCCACCUCAGCGCCGGCGCCCGUCCCUCGAACCUGCACUCUCCCCAAGAGUCGUCUGCUGCCGCUCAAAGGUAUUCGCCCAUGGAAGUCAUGUCGCCUACAUCGCCGUACUCCCCUUACACGCCAAAGUCGUCGUCGGGUGCCGGUGGUAGCCACUUCUCCAACUUGCCCCCGCAGCAGCGUCAGUCGCCUACGCGUGGUGCUUCAGACUAUGGGAACUCCCUGCACAGCCCGUACCCUCCCCAGAGCCCAUAUUACCCGAGUCGUCAAUCAUCCCAGUCCCAGGGUGGCCACUCUCAAUCGGGCUCGCAGCAGCUGCCGCCAAUUUCGCCGCACACUGGCGCCUAUGAUGGCUUCUCCCUCUCUGCCACCACCCCGACGACCGAGUCGCUCUAUCCCCCGGACCCCAAGUCGCCGAGACGUAUCAUGCCCCAGCCGACCUAUUCUGCCCCUCAGCCCGUUCCUGAGCUCAAGAAGCUGCGGGCAUUGUCGGAUCUGCGACCCAAAGUCAGCGCGCAACCGCCUUUCCGGCGAGCCAACCCCGAGGGUGGGUUCAUAAGCCCUCUGCAAGCUUUGACUGUUCAUCUGCCUGCGACAUACAGAAUUUGCAACCCGAGCUUUAAGUAUGAGUCCUCACGCAACCCGCGUCGGGUUCUUACCAAGCCUAGCAAGGGUACCAAGAACGACGGAUAUGACAAUGAGGACAGCGAUUAUAUCCUCUACGUCAAUGAUAUCCUCGGAUCCGAGGAAGCUGGACACAAGAACCGAUAUCUGAUUUUGGACGUGUUGGGCCAAGGAACAUUUGGCCAGGUGGUAAAGUGUCAGAACCUGAAGACACAAGAGGUCGUCGCUGUAAAAGUGAUCAAAAACCGCACCGCCUACUUCAACCAGUCUAUGAUGGAGGUCUCAGUCCUCGAUCUACUCAAUACCAAGCUCGACAAGAACGACGAUCACCAUCUCCUGCGACUAAAGGACACAUUUAUUCAUAGACAACAUCUUUGCCUAGUGUUUGAGCUACUGAGUGUGAAUCUUUACGAACUAAUCAAGCAAAACCAGUUCAGAGGCCUUAGUACGACGCUUGUCCGUGUCUUUGCGCAGCAAUUACUCAACGGCCUUGCACUUCUUAACAAGGCGCGUCUGAUACACUGUGAUCUCAAGCCCGAGAAUAUCUUGCUGAAGAAUCUCGAGAGCCCAAUCAUCAAGAUUAUCGACUUCGGCUCGGCUUGCGAUGAACGGCAAACAGUCUAUACUUACAUUCAGUCGAGAUUCUACCGGUCUCCCGAGGUUCUUUUGGGGUUGCCGUACUCAUCUGCCAUCGACAUGUGGUCGCUUGGCUGUAUUGUGGUGGAGCUGUUUCUUGGACUGCCGCUCUUCCCUGGAUCAUCCGAAUACAACCAGGUAUCUCGGAUCGUUGAGAUGCUGGGCAACCCGCCCAACUGGAUGCUUGAAAUGGGCAAGCAGUCCGGGGAGUUCUUCGAGAAGCGGCAGGACGAGUUCGGGAGGCGAACAUACCAGCUGAAGAGUAUGGAACAGUACUCAAAAGAACACGGCACAAAAGAACAGCCCAGCAAAAAAUACUUCCAGGCCAACACCCUACCGGAAAUUAUCAAAACAUACCCGAUGCCACGGAAGAACAUGAAGCAGAGCGAGAUCGACAGAGAAAUGAACAACAGGAUUGCGUUCAUUGACUUUGUCAGGGGGUUGUUGACCAUCAAUCCCUUGGAAAGGUGGUCUCCUCAACAAGCAAAGCUCCAUCCUUUUAUCACUCAGCAGAAGUACACAGGGCCGUUUGUUCCGCCCAUGAACCUGAAGUCAAGCUCCCUUAACCGCUCCCCGGCGCCUGGGACCCAACAGCAACAGCAGGCUGAGGCUCUUAGCAAGCAGCGAGCCCAAGCCGCUCAGGCACAAGCCAAUUCUGCAGUUCAAGGUGCAUACGCAUCAAUGGCUACGCCAGCACAGUACCAGCACCAGCCUGGUCACCCGACGUCAGCUCCACCGGUGUAUGCCAACAAUUCUGUGUACGCUGCGGGCGGGAGCCACGCACCGCCAGCGCCUCCGCCGUACGCGACCUCGCAGGGUGCUUACGGACAGAUGCCCCAGUCUCAGCCACCGGCACAGAUGCCUCCAGCCAACUACGCAGGAGUUCCGCCGCAACAGGGACAACAGCAGCCACACCAGUCUCAGAAUAACAUGUAUGCCCAGCAGAGGUCGCGCCAGCGUGCGUCUACCAUGGAGCAACAUCACCAGAGCGGUAUUCCUGCAGCGAUUCAGAGGGUGGCCAGCCACCUGGAUCCCAGCCAGCCCAUCCGCCUGCAGCCCAGCCCAGCAUACUACCCCCCUCCCUCCGAUAGCGGUGCUCUCAUGGACAAUACUCCUGGUCGUAUGGGUCCCAACAGAAGAGGUAGUCGCGCGCAACAAGGAGGUCGUGGUAACAACAAGGAUUUCAUCCGCAAUCUAGAGGAGCGCACGCUCGAGGAAGGUUUCAUGAGCAGUUCUCAACAAGGCUCUUGGCAUUGAGGUUGAGAAUUGCUGCCAGUUAGUGGCGUCAAGUAGAGCCGAUUGUCGUUUCUCUUGCUUCAGCAAUCCGCACGUGUCAAUUCAAUGACAUGACGGCAUCGUUCGUCGACUGGCAAGCGUUAUCCGCGAAAUAUGAACAGCUGCGGUUCUGAUUGACACCGAAGCCCUCUACAAUUUUUGUUGGACACGUUGUCACUUAGGGCAACGUGAUCCAAGUGGGCUUAUCUCGGACCUGCUCUCCCUUGGGCAUGUGACGCGGAUGAGAAAUUGCAUGUUGCUGGGUCUUCAAUAGGGGCGCCUCAGCUGAAGAUGGCAACAUGAGGGAGAGCGAGAUGCACCAGAAGAUGAGCCGUCAGCAGCGUCGCCGACGAACGCCAUACAAUACACACUAGGGAAGGCAUCCGCGAUGUCAAGGGCUGGUCGGCCAUUCUCUCGCUCCGGAACCCGACAAAAUAGCACCCUUCAGAGGUUAGGGUGUUAGGGUGGGGAAAUUAGGCAAAACUCUCGAGAUUUGUGUCUAGUCCCUUAGUUUUAUGCUCUCUUUGUGCACAAGCUUUGUACCUUCUCCGAACCCAAGAUUCUCCGCGGGAAUGGGAUAGGCCCACCUUAAGGAGUCAACAUGCGGACAGUUUUGGGGAUGAAUAGAAGGUAGGCGAUGCGAGCGAUUUGAAGACUCCAAUUUCACUCUUCAAAAUGGGUCACCGGUUAGGAUGGCAGGGCUAUUGCCGAAAGGCUUGCCUGGGUUGACGGCGGCAUGUCUGAGGCAAGGUUGAUUGAUUGAUGGAUUCAACUUGGGGGAUAUGCAUCGAAGGACAAGUGUUAGGUGUUUUCUUCCUUUUUUUGUUCUUCUUUCGCUGACGAGAUGAUUGGCCGGCCCGUCUUUGCCCCUGCUUUGUCGGUUCAACGAAGCUUUAUAUCUAUAUCUUUUCCUUCGAUUUUGUAAGAGUAGUAAGGUGCUUGAAUCACAAUAUGUGGAAUGCAUCAAAAGCAAACAUGUCUUUGUUCCUUUGAAAUUUUGGCGCCCGCUGGGUCUGCUAGGGCGCGAAGACAAGGUCGAUAAAGUGAGAGGUUACAG